CAACUUCCGAUCAACCCAUCAGUUCAUAUUGAUCGGGAACCAUGGAGUGCGCCGGCAGGGGAAGCCGAACCCCAUGUUCCGGUCCGGCGAUGAGACGUUGCCGUCGCUGCCAAGCUGUGGCUUAUUGCUCCAUCUCUCACCAGGUAUCACAUGGGAAUGUACACAAGAAAGAGUGUCAAAGGUUGGAACAGCAAAUGAAGCAUGCACAUGUUGUGAGUGAUUUCCCUUUUACAUUUUCUGAAGAAGCUACUAUGCAGGUGUGUGAUAAACGGGAAACAAGGUGUUCGUUCUUGAUAAAACAGGGAGUUCACCGUACAGGAAUGUGGACGUUUGAAUGUAGCUGUGGGGCAUCAACUGGUAUAUUUGAUUGCUCAAGGCUCAUGAAAGACUGGAACCUAUCUAUUACACUGUGUCCUUGUAGAGAGCCAUCCACUCCGUUACCGAAGUUACUUAGUGGUUGGAAAGAAUAUUAUGAAUGGAGGUGCAUUCCACUAUAUUCUCCUGUUGCUUUGCUACUUCACUGGUCAUUGACGCUGUAUUGGGCUAUUAAGCUGGCAGUUCAAGGGAACCUGAUUCCUGAAAUUAGUAAUGAGCUACGCAUACAUUAUUUAGGUCCUGAAAAAGAGCUUCAUCAGCUUGCAGUGUUCAGUGAACUGCAUGCAGUUUUUCCUGAUGUUCGAAUCCAUAUUGAUCUUGUGGGACCGGCAGUUCCAGAAGAAAGGAAUGGUGAGAGAAUUGAACUUCGUGAUUAUGCUCGUUGUACAGAGACCAACUGCAAGUGUAAAUGUUCGGCUGAGAGUUUUGGCCCAACGUCAUUACAAAGUGGAUCUUCAGCCAUUACAUUAAAGCUUCAUAAUGGUUAUUAUCAUGAUUGUUAUAAUGAUCUUAUGAAGGAUACUCCUCCUAAUCUAAUUAUUGCACCGAAUGCUGGUGUUGCUGCUUACAGAAGCUGGCUUCAAACCAUUGAGCUGAUAAAUGAGAUAAAAGUUCCAGCAUUUUUCUCCGAUUACUGUGAAGAAGCUUGUAAUCUGGCAACUAGUUGCAUAAGCUCUGUCACUGGGGCUUCUCCUACCAUUCCUAUCCAAUUAAAUCCUUUUAGGCAACCCCUUGCAGUAGAAGACAGUGCCCUGUUUCUUCCAUGCUACUCAAAUUGCUUCAUCUUUGGGAUUUGAAGUACCUUCUUCAGAGUAUCUCAAGGAUGCAAUGGUUUGACUCUAUUAAAACAUAAAUAGCAGACUGAAGAGUAUUAAUGUUUAGACUAAGAAAUGCACCCACGCGUGUGGCCUCGUCGUCAAUGAAGUGGGUUGAAAAUCAUGGGUCUCAGGUUCAAUUCCCAAACCGAGGCAAGAACAUUAGGUGAUUUCUCCUCAUUGGUCCAACCCUUGAUGGACAAAGUUACUCGGUAUAUGUGUUGACAGAAGGUAGUAGAUAGCUCGUGGAAUUAGUCAAAGUACAUCUAAGCUGACUGAUUCUGUAUUCCUUGAGGUGAUGCUAAAAUGUGCCCUCAGCCCAACUUUGAGUAAAUAUUUGUUUUGGUUCAAUUAUAAAACUCUCUUUCUGUAUUUUGGCCCCCCAAUAAUUUAAUUUUUCUACU
This is a messenger RNA of Solanum verrucosum, 1594 nucleotides long. RefSeq lists its product as uncharacterized. The record is from RefSeq and is a predicted model, not a curated record. NCBI's taxonomy places the organism in Eukaryota, Viridiplantae, Streptophyta, Magnoliopsida, Solanales, Solanaceae. The coding region runs from base 42 to 1172 and encodes 376 amino acids. The transcript is spliced from 11 exons.